This is a messenger RNA of Lagopus muta (rock ptarmigan), 5687 nucleotides long. RefSeq names its product ATR interacting protein (gene ATRIP). Lineage: Eukaryota; Metazoa; Chordata; Aves; Galliformes; Phasianidae. The transcript is spliced from 13 exons. The record is from RefSeq and is a predicted model, not a curated record. Bases 10 to 2469 code for a protein of 819 amino acids. Gene Ontology annotation, biological process: DNA repair; DNA damage checkpoint signaling.
GCUCUCGGCAUGGCCACCCGGCCGCCGCUCGGGCCGCGGAAACGGAGCGGACCCGCGCUGUGCGGGGCGGGCUGGCCGCGGGGCAGCGCCCCGGCCGCCGCGCUGGGGAACGGCUUCCCGCCCAGCAAACGCCCCAAGGGGCCGGCGGAGGUCGGGGCGGAAGAAGAUCCCUUCGGGGACAACGAUGACUUCACGGCGGACGACCUAGAGGAGAUCGACACGAUCGCUUCGCAGGCGCUGUCGCAGGACGCCGCCGGACGAGGCCCGGCCCCGGCGAGCCGCCCGCACGGCGCGUGGAGCGGCGCCGCGGAGCCCGGAGCGGGCGGCGGCGCGGACGGCGCUCAGCUGCGAGGGGCGUUCCAGCUGCAGGUGCUGCAGGCGCAGCACGAGGACGCCCGGCGGAAGCUGAAAGAAAUGCAGGAUGAAAUUCUUACUAAAAAUGGGGAAAUCAAAAUGUUGCGUGACUCAAUGCAGCAGAUGGAGCACACUAUGGAUGAGCAGAGAAGGUCGUACAUGCUGUUGGAACAGCAACAAUCUCAGGCCCUUGGUGAAAAAGAGAGAGAGUUCUCCAAAAAGUUACUGUCACUGCAGUCAGAGUUGCAGUUCAAAGAUGCAGAAAUGAAUGAAUUAAGAACGCGGCUUCAGAACUGUGAAAGAAACAAACACUCAGCUCAAACGGUUGUGCCACAAAGUAGCCCUAAAAAGAAUUUUACAGUCCAGAUGAAAUCAGAAGGGUGUCCUCUGCAGCCUGGAAAAAGGUCUUUUCCUACAAAAGAGUCUUUCAAUGCUGAAACAGCUGUCAGACCCUCUUCUUCUUCUUCAGGAAAUUGUUUUGCACAGAUGGUUUCCAGCAAGGAAGAUAGUAAGAUGCCCCAUCCUGAAUUGUCAUCCAUAAAGCAGGAAGCAAUGGGAAGGAAUGGUUCUUGCAAUUCUGUACCUCGUCGGAACAUUCAAGAGGAUGGAAAAGCCACUCCAAAGGCCAUCUCUCCAGGUUCUGCCUUGCUGAGCGCCCUGCUGAAGCAGCCCCUUGUCUCUGGGUCCCUGCUGGGACUUUGCCAUCUCCUCAGCAGCAGCGCUGAGGCUCUGCCAGGAGCUGUGCUGCAGCCCGACCUUCUGCAGACGCAGCCCACGCAGAUGCCUGGCACCAGGGCAGCCCCGGAAGAAGUUGCUCCUCUUGUGUCCCUGCAAGAAGCUCAGAAGCUCGCAGUGACAGGGCUGAACUUGAUCGCUAUGGACGAAGGGCCGUGCGAAGGGAGCCCUGCAGGGAGUGGGAGCGAGGUGUUGUGUUUGAAACGCUGCAAGAUCCCAGGAGCUGUGCACCUCUUGCCCUUGGUGGAACACCACAUCGGCGCUUACUGUCGAGCGGUGCAGUCGGCAGACAAGUCAGUAAAUGCUUCUUGUGGAAACCAUGCAGUCGUUUCUUCCAGAACCAACACAAGUAAGGUGGCGAGUAAGGAGGACUUCAGGUUGUCUCUUGAAGAAGCAACAGUUCUGUCGCUAGGCAUUCUUUAUUAUUUGGCAUUUUAUAGCUGGGACGUUGUCCACGUGUUGCUGGCUAAUGAGGUGGAAGAAAGUUCUGCUGUUGGAGAAGAACAGCUUUCCAAGACGGACAGAAAUGUGCUGUGUGAUAAUAAAGAUGACAGGACACAAGGAGGGCUGCCUGACGCUCCGCAGGAUGCUGACAGUAACAUUCAAGCACAACAUUCUUUGUUCAGAAAGCUGCUCCAGGUUUUAGCUGUUUCUGCCACUGCAGGCUCCCAGAUGGAUUGCAUCCUGCAGCACAGCCUGAAAGUUCUGGUAAAACUGGCUGAAAACUCAACGAUGGACUUGCUAAUAAAUUUUCAGCACCUCCUGAGCCACCAGGUGCUGCUCCGUGUCCUGUGCCCAGCUGUCCCUCUGCACACAGUUCUUCUGACCGUGAAGCUGCUGUCCAUACUUGCACAACACCACUUGCUGGUUGCUCAACUUUGCUCCCAUUCAGAUAGCUGCCUUCUUCUUGCACUGUACAUGUACAUCACGUCACGACCGGACAAAUCGGCCUCUGAGGUGCAUUGGCUGCAGCUGGAGCAAGAGGCAGUCAGGCUCCUGACCCGGUGCGUGCGGUUCUCCAGCCCAACAGUUUUACCCCCUGCUGCACACUGCCAGUGUAAUCUGGAGGUGGUUAAGGCACUAAUAAUAAUGUUACACAGACAGUGGACAAAGAUUAGAAGAUUUGAGAGCAGCUUGUGUGCACAUAAGGAGCAAGUCAUUCAGUUCUUAAGGGACGCAGUCCUACUCUUACACAGCCUAUCUCAGAAAGACAAACUGUUUCAUGAGCACUGUUUGGAAGUGCUCCAUCAGUAUGACCAAGCCAUGCCAGGCAUUAGAGCCAUCCUCAGAAAAACUAAAAAGCUGAGCGCCUGCGAAGAGCUGAUCUUGGAUGAAUUGUACCCUCCUGAGCCAGAAGCAGAAGAUCAGGACUCCAGUUAGCCAUGUGGCAGUGAUCUCUGCCCGUACUUCAGUCAUCGUAAUCACUGCCAGAGUAAAUCUGAUCUAAAUCAGCAAUUCUCCAAAGUGAUAACUCAAAAGUUGCCCUCCAAUGCACAACUAAAACACAAUUCUUUGUUGCAGUUAUUCUACCUAAGUGCUAUCCAAAUGAAAACAAGGAAAUUGUGAUGUGAGGACAAAAAUAACACUGCCAUGUACUGUUUUGCUGUGCAAAACCACUGGAAGGAUGAACUCAGGAAUGGUUCUGUUUAUGAGCAUCACCCUUCAUGAAGCUGCUGUGAAUGGAAUGGAAACCUUACUGUGUGUUCCCCAUUUACUGUGACUACAGCUGCAUUUAUGCUGGUUUAUGAUGCUGAACGUCCUGGGACGUUUGGGGUCACUGAGUUCCUAUGCAAGUCUUGUGACAAUAUUUGUUGUUUCUUUUGUAGCUGUAACACUUCCCUUGCUUGAGCCUUCUGUGUUGAAAUUAGUAAAUUGUUUACUGUGACUUUUUAAAAAAUAAUGGCAGAAAUAACUUGUAGUCGGCAGUUCUGUGCUGAGCAAGGCAUUUACAAAAGGCCUGGACUCAUCAGCUGAGUUCACUCCUUUUUUCAGUUUCAUGAAUGUGCUGGAAGUGGCACUGCUAAGAUGCUCCACCCAAAGCUGCUGGAGCUUAGAGAAGAACCAGGUGGCUGAAGGGAACGUUGUACUGAGCAAAAGAGGUUCAAAGCUCUGCAGAACCUGAGCUGCAGCACCCGGGUCUGUGCUGCAGUGGAAUUGAAUGAGCAGCUAAUUGCUAGGAUAUGGCACGAAUGAUUGCAGGAGUUACUGUUGCUGUGUUCUUUCGGUGUAGUGGGCUGCUGUUAGCAGCUGAACCUUAGACCCUAAAACCAGAACUGUUUAAUUGCUGCUAAAAGAAGCCCAUUGGUUUGUGGUGCAGCUAUGGGGUGCCUUUGAAGAAGGAACUAACCCUUCUUUAUACCAACAAUGACCUUAUAUAGUGUUUAUGGGGAAGUGAGAAAUUAAGUGCAUAGCUGGUAAACUCAAAAACAUCAAUCCCAGCAUUCAGUCACUUUGCUUUUAUGUAGUGUGUGCUUCCUUACAAAAAGGGAAACGUGUGUCACGUUUUUAGUGGUCGUGAAGGAAAUUACUGCUUUGUAUUCCUAGCUUUUGCAGUUAACAGGCUUCAUAUUGCAGCUGAGUGAAUUGUGAUGGCAUCAAUUCCCGCAGCAAGGGAAGAGGGGCUCCUACCAAGACAGGUUGCAUUGAGGGCAGAAAGAACACGGUUAGGUGUGCUCUUAGGUUAGAGCUCAGUAUUGAGGUGAUAAAGCAAUGGUGAAGUCUAUAAAUUCCUGUUUUUAUCUGCUGUGUAACUAAACUAGCACCAUGCCUUCCUAUCCUUUCCUCUUCAGGAUGUGGGAAGCACAUGAGGACUGUGGGGCCGUAGAACACCACACGGCUUCUCAGUGCCUCUGCCAGGGGCAGAGUGGUGGCAGGAGAGCUGGAGUGAGGGCAUGGCUAUAGGCACUGCGAUGGAACUCUGAGUGGUCCCGGUUCCCUUCACCUUCCAUUCCCUCAGGCACUGUCUGGGUAGGGCUGGAUGCGCCCCAGAAUUUCUUUUGCACCAACAAGUCAGCCCUGCCCAAAUCUUACAAGAUGUGGAGCAGAGACGGAGCUUUAGAAAAGGUCCUUCCUGACAAAGCUUUCCUCCUCUGUGGUCUGAGGGUAGCGCUCGGGCUGUGCAGCACCAGGCACUUGCUGCCUCCUGCAGCACUAAUGCACAAGUGGCCUUCCUGCAGUGGCAUCCAGAACAGGCCUGGCUCCAAGGACCGGAAUGGAGAGCAGCAGUACUGCAGUGGGAGGCAGGCCCUCGGAAAAUUGGGAAGCAUCCAGUCCUCUGGUCUUAACCCAAAAAGGCCGUGCCGUGCCCUGGCGUGCCUGGGCAGGGAGCCCUGCUCUGCAUGCUGAACGUGCUCUUGGCUGGGCUCUUGCUUUUGAAGAGAACUUUCCCAGAAACAGCUGUGCAGGAAUAACGGGUGCAGUAAUUCAACAUCUCCCUCCAGCCAAAGUUGCUUUGCUCCCUCCUCCUGCAGUGCAGCACGGGGACGGGGGGCUGUGAGGAAGCCUGUCUGUGAGAUGCUGUGUCUGGCGCUCAGCCCACUGGAAGGGCAAGCAGAGCUGUCCUGCUGAGAUGCCAUCAUCACAGCACCCCGCAGUGCAGCACUGUCAGCUGUUAAUUGCUCUGCUGUUCUCACCAACUGAUCUCUACGAAUACAAUUUGGGUGUAAGAUGGACUUCAAUCACUUCUGGACUUUAUCUGGACUUCAAUCACUUUAAUCACUUCUGAUAAAAGACUGGAGGAGUUUGAACUAACAGCAGUUAAGGAAUCCUGACUUGUUGAAGCAGUUCAAAGGUAUAAAAACUGUUGGAAAAAAAAAAUCCUGGCUUUAUCUCAAGGACGAUUUGGUAAAGGGGAGAUGUGUAUUACUGCUAAACUUCACAUAAACGAGUAUUAUCUGUGGAAAAUGCAAUAGGAAAAUAUCAUGAAUUGUUCCCUUCUGGGCUGCCGUGAUAUUUUCCCUUCUUUGUGCUCUAAAGUGGGAGGCUGUGAGAAAACCCAACCCUUGUGCUCUUAUGGGCAGAAGUAACGUCGUGGAAUUACAGGAUGGAGCAACACUUCUAAAACCUAAACUUAACAUUAGCUGCUAAGACAAAAGUGAAGCUGCUCGCUGUGUGACCUUGAAGUAAAGCAACUCGGAUUGCUCUAAUCAGACACUCCCUGAAGAAAUCACAGCAUGGCAGUUCUCCUUUCAGGGACAGAUGAACAAACAACAUCUGGUUUCCAUCUUGCCAGGACUCAAAACACAUUUGUGAGAAAGCAGGCUUUAAUAGGUGAGGAUGGCAAACAAAGCACUGCCUGCAACAUCUGCCCUAAACUGUGCAAACUCUUAUUAACUAAAACCAAAAAUAAUCUGGAGGAGGCUCAGGGGAGUCCUCAUUGCUCUCUACAGCUCCCUGAAAGGAGGUUGCAGGGAGAUGGGGGUCGGCCUCUGCUCCCAGCUAACAGCAAUGGGACAAGAGGCAACGGCCUCCAGUUGCACCAGGGGAUCCCCGCUGCAUCUGAGGAAGAACGUCUUUGCUGAAAGAGCGGUCGGGCACUGGCACAGCUGCAUGGGGAGCUGGGAGAGUCAGCGCCCAUGGAGGCGUCCCAGAACCAUGGG